Messenger RNA from Exophiala xenobiotica, 1862 nucleotides. RefSeq lists its product as uncharacterized. The record is from RefSeq and is a predicted model, not a curated record. Bases 1 to 1788 code for a protein of 595 amino acids. NCBI's taxonomy places the organism in Eukaryota, Fungi, Ascomycota, Eurotiomycetes, Chaetothyriales, Herpotrichiellaceae. The transcript has 2 exons.
AUGGGAAAGAGGGUCAAAGCUCGAAACAAGCCCGCUAUGGAGCCAAGGAAAGACCCAGCGAGGCCCGCUGUCAUGUCAAAUAGCACCAAAGUUACACGGACCUUGAGAAGCGAGUCCAGCGAGAGCUGUCCUACCAGACAAACCGGAGAAGCGCCUGUCAGCAACGACUCCUCUCUCCAGGGAAAAUGCCCCAAAUGUCUCUUGACCGCACAUCAGCUUGGAAUUCCAGACCACCGCAUUCAAAAAGGGGACUUCAGGCCACAUGUCAUCUUGUGUCGGGGAAUUGGCGACGAUGGCAACCCCCUGGGCAUGCAGGAGAUAUGCCUUGUCACUGACUGCACAAGGCGCAAAACCCAAACGGCGACUCCAGCUGCCUGGACGCAACACUACUGGCGAUCCCAUCAGAUCAAACUGAACGACUUCCCCGAUGUGAAGUCAUUGCGCGAAUUCCUCCAGCCCUGGCAUGCUCCUGAUUUCGAGAUGAAUGGCGACUGGGGCUUCUUCCUGACCAAGAAGCCUCCGAUCCAGGAGUUCGAGCACCUGACCAAACUUUGGCAUGCAACCUCGGACCCGGUGAAGUUCCGAGCCAAAUUCCAGCAUCAGUUGGUGCACGAUUACCGACACGCCUUUGAAAGCACCUUCCAUGCGACUCCAAUCUCAUGGCACAGUCAUGCUAGCGACGCCUGGCCUGCUCUUCCAUCUGUCGUCGCUCUUCUCGAGGACGAUGGUCCAGUUCGUUCCAAAAAAUUGACCAUGUCCCAGAUGGAAAACAGUCGAGUUGCCACCUUUGAAUCGCAAUUGCUUUCGUACCAUGGUCCCCUGGCAAAUGGAGGUAGAGGGAUCAAGUGGGCUCAGAAGUGCAUACAGCUUGGCAAGGCGGAAACGAUCAACAUGUCUGCCGCUGGAAGCAAGCAAAAACUUUUGGACAAAUUCAAGGCUCUCGUCAACAGUGGUUAUGUCGCAGUGGCGUUGGAGAUGGUGCGGCAGUGUGAUGGCAGGGUUGUCAGGGCACAAGAAUGGAACACGAUUUGCGAAUGCUGUGAAGAAGCAGGUCUCUAUCUUGUUGUGGAUGAAGUCUUGACCGCUUGGCGCUGCGGUGCCCCUUUUGCGCAUCAACUCCCAGAGUACAGCAAGCACAAGCCGUCGUUCGUGGUGUUUGGCAAAGCUGUUGGGGCCAGUGGUCUUGCUGUUCAUUGGGAUGGGGUCCAUCUCAAACGGCUGGGUUACGCCGAUCCCGGGUACGAAGUGAAAGCGACGGAUUUUGUCCAUCACUGGGACCACAAGUCUUCGAGAAUCAUCGACCCCAACGAGGCCCUUCGGUCAUGGGGCUACAUCCUACUGUCCGAGAAAGACGAGUGGUCCAAACGGGCGCUACAGAUUGGAAAAACCCUGCGGGAGAAUCUGAAAAGACUAUAUCCCGAAAUCAAGGUUGCCGGUCGUGGAGCUCUUAUCUACCUUCCCGAUAGGUAUGCCCGAAAGAUGGAUAUUGUUGGGGCAGCAGUCGAUGGAAAAUUUAUCCGCUGGCUCCCAUACCUGGACGAGGGUUUGAAUGACAGCAACAUUGUCAGCGAGUUGUUCAACGAGUCGGGAACUACUACACGACGAAUAUUGACAAGGUCAAUCAGCAACUUCAAUGCAUUGAGAUGCAUUGCUUGUGGCGAUUACCUUCACGUGCCAGGAUACGGACCGUGUACUCGGUGUGCUGGGUUCAUCUGCCAAGUAUGUGUGGAAUCUGGAGACGACGAGAGGCAUCGGGAGGGGAGGUGCUUGUUCGGCGCCAGCGAGUAAUCUCGCCCAAAAAGAUCCCCUUGCUGAAGGUUUGAUUGACUCCAGAAGAUGGAUGAGGCAUGGCUGUGAUGGAU